Monopterus albus (swamp eel) is the source of this 2757-nucleotide messenger RNA. RefSeq names its product twisted gastrulation BMP signaling modulator 1a (gene twsg1a). The transcript is spliced from 6 exons. The coding region runs from base 490 to 1161 and encodes 223 amino acids. Gene Ontology annotation, biological process: regulation of BMP signaling pathway. Lineage: Eukaryota; Metazoa; Chordata; Actinopteri; Synbranchiformes; Synbranchidae. The record is from RefSeq and is a predicted model, not a curated record.
UAACAGCUUCCGAAUCGCCCCUUCUCGCCUAAUGAGCGCACUCCCUAGGCCGCUGAUAAGGCUGGAGACAAAGGGCCGUGUAAUGAGUCGGGGGGUGAUCUGCUUGUAGAAAAGCAAGCCUCACAGAGCCCACCUGGGUUGGUUACCAAUGGACACAAUGUUUGGCUAAAGGGGGAUAAACGGAGAAGCUUUUACGCACAAAACUCCACGGGGAGCAGCUGUAAACGUUAGUCUCUUGGUGGGAUUUGUGGCUCGAUGUUGGCUUGAAAAUGGAGUGUGUGCCUUUAAGGCGCCCGACUGCCUGUCGCUUUGUGCUGCGGAGAGACUGACGCCCUCUGGACACACUGGACACUUGAGCGGCAGCAGAGCACCAUCCUGGAGAAGUUCAAAGAGAAAACAGCCACAGUCCCCCCUCAUUUUAAAAAGAAAAGUCGUGAACUUGUUAACAGCGUUGUGGUGUUCCCAGUGCUGUGCUGGUGAGCCGUCAGGAUGAGGACUGGUCAGCUGAUCCUCCCCGCCGCUGCCGCCACUCUCCUCUUCUUCCUGUCAGGAUUGUCUGUGACCUCUGGCUGCAACAAAGCCCUCUGUGCGAGCGACGUCAGCAAGUGCCUCAUCCAGGAGCUGUGCCAGUGUCGUCCAUCUGACGGGAACUGUUCCUGCUGUAAAGAGUGCAUGCUUUGUCUGGGGAACCUUUGGGAAGAGUGCUGCGACUGCGUAGGGAUGUGUAACCCCAAGAACUACAGCGACUCUCCGGCCACGUCGAAGAGCACCGUGGAGGAGCUUCACCGCCCGAUUCCCUCGCUGUUUCGCGCUCUCACAGAAGGCGACGCACCAAUAAACAUGAUGGUGGUGUCCUUCCCUGUCGCCGAGGAGCUCUCCCAUCAUGAGAACCUGGUGUCCUUCUUGGAGUCACUUGACAGCCAGCACCAGAACGUGUCUGUGCCUGGCAACAGCAUCCACACCAGCUAUGACACUCAAGAGAAUAUGUGCACAGUGGUCUACUUUGAUGACUGCGUGUCUAUCCGUCAAUGCAAACUUUACUGUGAGUCAAUGGGAGGAUCCAAGUACCGCUGGUUUCACAACGCCUGCUGCCAAUGCAUUGGACCCGAGUGCGUGGACUAUGGCAGCAAGGCAGUGAAGUGCAUGAACUGUCUCUUCUGAAAUGUGGGCACAUAUUGGUACCAAAUGUCAGCACCAGAGGACUGAGGACAGAGGAAACUAUGACUGUUUUAGCAUUCCUCAAUUACCUUGUAAAAUACCCCCUAUGCCCCUCUUGCUACCCCUGCAAAUUGUUUUUAUUCUGCUGUUCUGUUUGAUUGUAUAUUUUAGAUAUGUUUCCAAUAGUGUUUUUUACUAGAGGUGUAUAUGAAUAAUGUAUUUUUACAAUUAUGGUCCGCUAAACCCAAGUCCUGUGCCAAAUAAAGAAUUGUUUGGUGACAUGGACUGUCUCACAGAGAGGAGUCUGAUAACUAUGUUUUGUUAAAAUGAUGUUGAAAAACUGCAUAGAAUAGUGAAUGUUUAUUUGCCAAGUUGCCUGUCUCCUCCUCUAAUCUUAGCCUAGUGUUGCCCAAGUCAGGAAAUGCAUCAUUUCCUGGGGAAACAAAGUUGUUAUUUUACCAUUCUGGUUCACAGGUGUUCCAGUGCUCACUAACCAUCUCCUGUAAGCAGAGAGGAAAGGGAGCAUUUACUGAUGCCAAUCUCUCACCGCCACACACAAAUGCUCUUUGUAAUGCCAGGGCAUUUUCAAAAGGCAGCAGGGUGCUCUAUCUCAUUCUUUUCCCAUUUGGCAUGCAACAGCAGUUUGCACAGACUAAUGUACCAGAUGCACAAUGAGAGCUUGUUUUUUUUUUUUUAUGAUACUGAAUCACGGCCUCUUUUCACCACUGCAGCUGUGUGGUUUGGAGUAGAUGAUGCCAACAAAGAUAAGAGGACCUGUGGUAGAAGAAGUAUUCCAGUUCUUUACUCAUGUAAAGGUACUAAUACAACAAUGCAAAAAUACUCCAUUACAAGUAAAGGUCCUGCAUGAAAUGUUCUGCUUAAGCAAAAAUGCAGAAGUAUUAUCAGUAAAAUGUACUUCAAGUAUCAAAGUGUUCAAUGCUGCUGUGACUAAUAUCUGAUUAUUUCAGACAAUAGAUUGUUAAUACUGAUACAUCAAUAUCUAAGAAGCAUUUUUCUGUUGUAGCUGCAUGAGGAAGAGCUAGAUUACCUAUUUUAUAUACAGGUAGUGAGCUUAGUCCAAUAUACUAAUAUGUUUUUAGACUUUGGAUGGAAGUUUUACUUUAUUUUAGAAAAUAUUUGUCAAUUUUACCUCUUUAGGGCUCAAACACCACAUGAAACCAUGUGAGGAGUUUAGAGGAGAUGUCUCUUCUAAAAACUUAGAGACAUACUGAAAUGCAACAAGGGGACCCAACUACACUGUACACACUACAUUGUGAUGUUUUUAACAAGGCAAAAAGGUUGGAGACAACUGGUUUAGUCUUUAACAAUAUCUUUUGUGUUAUAUGUUAAUCGUACUUUGUGUAAAACCAUUAAUAUAAAUUAACUACAGCUGUAUAAAAAAAUCUAGUGGAGUAAAAAUUGCAAAAUGUCUCUGAAAUGUAGUGGAAUAAAAUAAAGUCCUCAUAAAUGCAAAUAUCCAUGUACAAGAAUAUGUAUAACUAUAAAAGUGUGCAUGAAUGUACUGUGUUUAUGUCCAUCUCAGCAGAAGACUAAUGUGUUUCAUAUGUCUGGAUACCCACCAGUCUUCUGGGUCCAAUC